This is a messenger RNA of Sphenostylis stenocarpa, 963 nucleotides long. The record is from the annotation of a GenBank genome assembly. NCBI's taxonomy places the organism in Eukaryota, Viridiplantae, Streptophyta, Magnoliopsida, Fabales, Fabaceae.
AUGGGAUGUAGGUCAAUCUCCUACAAUAGACUCUUUCCAUCUUUUCUAAGGGUUGCGAAGUUACAUUGGUUACCACUCUCUCAAAGGUCAAAAGUAUUUUAUUUUUAUGAUUCGGGACCCAGUGUACUACAAUAUUGUUGCAAUAGUGGUUCUCUUGCGAACUUUCAAGCAUUGAGAUCAUAUGCUCGUGACACACGUAGAGGCUAUGAUCUCUUUGGCAGUGGCAGACCAGGGGAUGAAGUGUUCAAGAAAGCGUGGGAAAAGGAGAUGGAUGAAGAUAACACUCUGUGGACCGGAAGUGAGGAUGAAAGUGAUGAAGAAAUGGGUUCUAAGAGUAAUCUUGAUAAGGAGAUAAAGAAAGCAAGGCUGGAAGCUAAAAAACAUUCAGACUUGAUUGAUGCUGAUGACAGUGAUGAGUUACGAAGUGUCUGGUCUGGCAGUGAUGAAGAGAAGACACUGUGGACUGGUGAUGAAAUGGAUAGUGAUGAUGAUGUUCCAACUGAAGCUUACCCGAAUGAAAGUAGUGACAAGUACAUAGAUAAAUUGUUUGAGUUUGAUGAAGUUCCCAAAUACAGAACCAUUUCAGAGAUGUUGAAAGAUGAACAAGAACCCGAGGAGUUGUCACCAGGAAAGCAAGCUAGGAAGAUUGCUGUUGAGAAUGCUCUAAAGAAAUUAAAGAAAGGUCCAGAUGGGAGGUAUACUAAUGUGUGGGAGGUUAUGAGUGAUUUGGAUAUUCUAAUUGGAGCUUUUGAAAAUGUUGUUUCAGGACCAGAAUAUGAAGAACUUAGACAAGGAGGGCCUAAACAGCUAAAUAUUCAGUUUUUCAAGGACAUACAAGCACGUAUGAGAGAUCCAAAUUACAAGUUCUCGCCUGAGUUAAAAUUGAGACCAAAGAGUAAACUGGUUUCUAGAAAGAAAUGGCAAAAGGCAGAGUCCAGAAGGAGGAAAGCACGAAAGAGAUAA